This is a messenger RNA of Cylicocyclus nassatus, 271 nucleotides long. Lineage: Eukaryota; Metazoa; Nematoda; Chromadorea; Rhabditida; Strongylidae. The record is from the annotation of a GenBank genome assembly.
AUGCUUAGAGACCAUCAUUUUGGCAGUCUUGGUCCGCUCAUGCUUCUGCAAGCAACAAUGGGACAACAACAACAAUUUAAUGCAACGGGACAAGAAGACGAUGUAGUUACUCAAGGCCUUUUUAAUUGGAUAGGAAGAGGUCUCAAAUACCUCUUUCCCGGUAUUCUUGGAGGUGCAGUUCAAGGAGGCAUGGACUACUACGCAAAUAAACAUUGAUAACAAUGAUACUAAGCAAUUCCGACAGUAUUCUGUUGAGUUAGAACAGAAGAAA